Molecule: messenger RNA, 665 nt
Organism: Corticium candelabrum
Lineage: Eukaryota; Metazoa; Porifera; Homoscleromorpha; Homosclerophorida; Plakinidae
Product: putative fatty acyl-CoA reductase CG5065
Exons: 5
Coding region: 60-665 (201 amino acids)
Biological process (GO): long-chain fatty-acyl-CoA metabolic process
Cellular component (GO): peroxisome
Molecular function (GO): alcohol-forming very long-chain fatty acyl-CoA reductase (NADP+) activity
Source: RefSeq, a predicted model, not a curated record
ACCAAAUUCUCAUUGUCUGCAAACUCGUUACACACGUGGCGCAACUCUCACUCUCACCGAUGAGCGAAAGAGACACGGACACGACAACCUCGUCAAUAUCAUCGUUCUACGACGAGCAAAGCGUUUUCGUCACUGGAGCGACCGGCUUCGUGGGAAAAGUUUUGAUUGAGAAGCUGUUGAGAUGCUCUGCGAAAUUGAAAGCGAUGUACGUAUUGGUUAGACCGCAGAGAGGAAAGACGGCCAAGCAAAGAACCGCCGACAUGUUGACUGACCGGGUAUUUGACCAUCUGCGUACUGAACAACCAACUUUCACCAACAAAAUCAUUGUUUGUGAGGGAGACAUCAUGAAACCAAACUUGGGUCUAAGUGAAGAGGACACGGCCACAAUCACAGACAAUGUCUCAGUCGUAUUUCAUUCUGCAGCGACAGUCAAGUUUGAUGAGCCUCUCAAGCUGUCUGUCAAGAUGAAUGUUGUUGGGGUAAAACAGUUAAUAGCUUUGUGUCACAGAAUGACAAAUUUGAAGGCUCUUAUUCACAUAUCGACAGCGUACAGUCAUUGUGACAGGUCACAGAUUGAUGAAACAAUCUAUCCACCAUCUUUACCACCAGAUAAACUCAUAGAAACCUUGAACUUGUGUUACUGCGCAUGCGCCAGAAAAAUUUGA